GAAAAGACAACAACAAAAAUAUGCGAGAUUUGCGGCGAUAAGGGAAUCGUUAUAUUUUUACCAUGUAUUGUAUGGACACAAAUAGCCCGCAACUUCGGCGCAAUGUCUUGUCAGUCAUGUAAAGCAUUCUUCAGAGGUUUUGGUCUCAAGAAUAAGAUAUUUCGGUGUCAAACAAAUGAUAGAUGUUUUGCGGUGGGAAUGAAAAAGGUGAACAUGGAAUUAAUACGAAAUAACGCAGAGAAAGAAAGGGUAAAACAAUUGGUCGACGAAAACAAAUCAAAACAAAAUCAGUCCCAAAGAGUGAUGGACCGGACACUUGUGUGCACUCAAUAUGUGUCCGACAUUGUUAUUAGUGGUCACUUAAUGGGCGCUCAAGACAUUAGAUCCGAUGGAUUACGGGAACAAAAAUCGGGACAUGAGAUCAAUACAAAUCCCACGUCUAAUACACUAGUUAUUAGACAAAAUGCAACCAAACAAUGGCCACAAAUUCCCCGAUUUCGGGAACUUUGCGAUUACAACGGUUUGACUCAACUCGAGUGCAAUCGUAUCAGUGAACUGAUGGGCGCAUCAAAUAUAUUGAAUUAUCGGUUGAAUAAAAACGGAUUUUCCUAUAAAAUCAAUGAUUUUGAGGAAUAUAUGAGCGAUUUUUCCCACUUUAAGGAACUUUUCAUUAGAGAUAUCAUUAGUUUUACGAAACGAUUGACCAGUUUUGGCAAUAUCUGUGCCGACGACCAGUUGGUGCUAAUCAAGUAUAGCUCAAGCGAUUUGAUUUCAAUACUCAGUCUUAAGCAAAUGACCAGGCUAUGCAACUAAAUUCAAACGUGCUUGAUUCAUUUUGCUACGAGAAUCUGUUAAAAGAUUUUUACCAUAGGUUUCUAUUGGAGUGGAAUUACAGUGAUUCAAUUAUUAUUGCCCUGCUGACCGUGAUUAUAUUAUUUAAUCCAAAACAUCCCAAUCUAUCGCACAGAUGUAGCAUAUC
This is a messenger RNA of Medioppia subpectinata, 979 nucleotides long. Lineage: Eukaryota; Metazoa; Arthropoda; Arachnida; Sarcoptiformes; Oppiidae. The record is from the annotation of a GenBank genome assembly.